CGGGGGGAGGACGGUGGCCCGCGAGGCUCGUCGCAGACAACGCGGCGGCGAUGUCCGCGAGCCAGGCGAGUGCCGCGGCGGCAGCGGCGGGGCCUUGCGCGCGGCAGGGCGGCCUGGGCUUCGGCCUCCCUCCGGUUCCCUGGAAGCGGGCCGGCGACCAGCGCGGGAGCAGCAGCAGAGGCGGAGGCUCCAGCGCGUCUCUCUCCUCCCCCUCAGCCUGAGCCAGGGGAAGCCAGGCGGCCCGGGUGUCUGGAGGGGGGGGGGUGGUCCGCUGCCCGAGAAUGGGAAUUCUCUUCACCAGAAUAUGGAGACUGUUCAAUCACCAGGAGCACAAAGUUAUCAUUGUUGGGCUGGAUAAUGCAGGGAAAACUACCAUUCUUUACCAAUUUUCUAUGAAUGAAGUUGUACAUACAUCUCCUACAAUAGGAAGUAAUGUAGAAGAGAUAGUGAUUAAUAAUACACGUUUCCUAAUGUGGGAUAUUGGUGGCCAAGAAUCUCUUCGUUCUUCCUGGAACACUUACUAUACUAACACAGAGUUUGUAAUAGUUGUUGUGGACAGUACAGACAGAGAGAGGAUUUCUGUAACUAGAGAAGAACUCUAUAAAAUAUUAGCGCAUGAGGACCUAAGAAAAGCUGGAUUGCUGAUUUUUGCUAAUAAACAAGAUGUUAAAGAAUGCAUGACUGUAGCAGAAAUCUCCCAGUUUUUGAAGCUAACUUCUAUUAAAGAUGACCAGUGGCAUAUCCAGGCAUGCUGUGCUCUAACUGGCGAGGGAUUAUGCCAAGGACUUGAAUGGAUGAUGUCACGACUUAAGAUUAGAUGAUCUCUACUGACCUCUUCUCAUAGAUUUUGUAUAAAUGAAGUGCUGGACUUUACCUGAAAGCUGCAAAAAUUAAUGGUUUAGAUAUAUUUAUAAUAAACUGAUUUAAACUUUUUCUAUAAGAAGAAAAAUUAAGACCACUUAUUGAAAACAAAGGUGAAGUCUCACCUUCCAGUUUGCUUUCUCAUUAGUUUUUUCCAAAGUAAGUUAUUGAAGCUGUGAUUGACAUUUUUCUCAUAAUGAAUCCUCUCAGGACAUUGUGUAGCCUAUGGUAAGUACAAAGGGAGAGGAAGACAUUUUGAAUUUUAAGAGCUUUAUUAUCAGUUUAACCCUCCCUAGUUGAAUGUUAUUUUCUUCUUGUUCCAUUAAGUCAAAAUACAAAUCAGCACAGAUAUUCGAAUGUUUCCAAUAUUUUAAAAUGUAAUGUUACUUAUGAAAAGUAUUUUGCUUAAGGUUGUGUGUGUAUUGUGUAUAUACCUCAAGUUCAAGUUAAUGGCAUUGAUUUAUGUUCCAGACAAAAAUAACACAAAUAAUAAUAUCCUUCGUUAUAACCACAAUGAGAUAAGUAUUGGCAUUAGUGUUCAGUGCCAUUUUAUACUUUCUCUCUGUGUUCUCUGUAUUGUACUAACCAACCUCCCAAAUCGCUGAGCUGCUCGUUUAAAAAAAAAAAAAAAAG
This is a messenger RNA of Gorilla gorilla gorilla (western lowland gorilla), 1494 nucleotides long. Its product is annotated as ADP-ribosylation factor-like protein 5A. Lineage: Eukaryota; Metazoa; Chordata; Mammalia; Primates; Hominidae. Bases 282 to 821 code for a protein of 179 amino acids. The record is from RefSeq and is a predicted model, not a curated record. The transcript has a single exon. Gene Ontology annotation, molecular function: GTPase activity; GTP binding.